Molecule: messenger RNA, 641 nt
Organism: Zingiber officinale
Lineage: Eukaryota; Viridiplantae; Streptophyta; Magnoliopsida; Zingiberales; Zingiberaceae
Product: WAT1-related protein At2g40900-like
Exons: 2
Coding region: 136-504 (122 amino acids)
Cellular component (GO): plasma membrane
Molecular function (GO): transmembrane transporter activity
Source: RefSeq, a predicted model, not a curated record
AGUGCACUUGUCUUCGUAGUGUACAGGCACCUUAUUGCCAUGCUCAUCUUGGCUCCUCUUGCUUAUGUGCUCGAAAGGUUCAAGGAGCAUGUCUCAUUAGAAUUGUUGAGAAUAAGAUAUAUGACUACAAAUUGAAUGUUUUUAAACUCAUCUCAUGGUUGUAGGAAUCGAAGACCCAGCUUCUCAUUUGGUGUCAUGCUAAAAAUAUUCAUUCUUGCUAUGUUGGGUAUAACAAUUCAGCAAAAUGUAUACUACGUUGGACUCCAUCUCAUUUCUCCAACUGUUGCCAGUGCCUUGGGCAAUGUCAUUCCUGCUUUUACUUUCUUAUUGGCAAUUGUACUGAGGAUGGAAAAGCUCAACUUGAAGACUGUAAGAGGGAGGGCCAAGCUUGCAGGGGCCAUCUUCUGCAUCACUGGUUCCCUGAUCUUCACAUUUUGGAAAGGUCAUUUUGUUGGGGGCCUUUGUUACUUCACCUAUGAUCCAACUUCAUUUCGAAAGUCCUGAGAAAGGCGAUGCCUGGCUUAAAGGCUCUGCUCUUAUGCUAUUCGGCUAUUUUGCAUGCAGUGUAUCACUUGUUCUUCAGGUAUUGCGUCAAUGGUGUCCCUUGUGUUGUCACAUGUAUCGCUUUUGAUGUAAAAAGA